Messenger RNA from Thyridium curvatum, 1002 nucleotides. RefSeq lists its product as uncharacterized. The coding region runs from base 1 to 1002 and encodes 333 amino acids. The transcript has a single exon. NCBI's taxonomy places the organism in Eukaryota, Fungi, Ascomycota, Sordariomycetes, Thyridiales, Thyridiaceae. The record is from RefSeq and is a predicted model, not a curated record.
AUGUCCUCGCUCUAUAUGAGGAUGCUAGGCAAUAACGCACUCAGCGAACAGGGAAAUCGAGCAUUCCUCAGUUUGGCGGAGGUGACGCAGGCAUGCCGUACUCUCCGGGGAAUGAACUUUUUGGCCGAAGCUUACAUCGAUACACACCUCAUGUCGCUGGGUACAGAGGGAGCUGCAACCGCCCCAGUGUCGCGCACAGAAAGACUGCGAGUUCUGCGAGCCCUUUAUCGACGCCAGAUCAUCUGCAACGCGUGGGCACCGACCCGGCGCGAGCCCGAAUGGAACGAACGAGAUACGGCCGCCAUUGGCAACACUAGCAGCCAUCGGCAGGUGCGCCUGGGUCUGUUCGCCGCCUUUGAACCCUGGGAGCUACAGCAGGUUGAUCACAUUGACUUCUUCGUCACAAGGAUGUGCAGAGCCCUCUACUUUAGCAGGCAGGAGGCGGCGCAGCCUAUGAGCGAGGCAGAGUUUGGCGAAAUCUUUUCACAAAUCGACUACUUGGUGCAGUAUAUGCAAAAGCAUCCCAAUAUCGCAAAAGCGGCUCUCCGAACAGUACAAUCACCUCCGCGGCUGACUAACUAUGAACCCCAUAAUGCAACAUAUCACCGAUUUGCAGACCGUUACUCCCUGCUCUGCAUGCACUUUUCCUGGCAGAGUUAUCGGCUGGAAACCUUUCCUGACCCGAUGAGAGACCGUCGGGGCCAACAAGCAGAUAGUAACGAAGCUAGGUUUGGCUUCAUUGGGGAUGCGGUGGACCUGGUUCCGUUUGGUUGGACGGAUGCGCUCAACCGACGAUAUGUGAACUGGUUUGGAGAUGCCCUGCUCGAUAUGACCCCCUGGAUGCCAGAGUCAGAUGCAGAUGAGGAGCUGCGCCUCGCAAGAUAUGCUUCUUUAGGUUUGUGGCGAAAUGCCGGGUUUGCUUUGUGGGACAAGAAACGAGUUGAGGCUUUGAAGGAAGUGGACUCGCUGAGGACUCUGUCGACCGGAUGGCUCGACUAUUAA